Molecule: messenger RNA, 387 nt
Organism: Terrapene triunguis (Three-toed box turtle)
Lineage: Eukaryota; Metazoa; Chordata; Testudines; Emydidae
Product: antileukoproteinase-like
Exons: 3
Biological process (GO): negative regulation of peptidase activity
Cellular component (GO): extracellular region
Molecular function (GO): peptidase inhibitor activity
Source: RefSeq, a predicted model, not a curated record
AUGAAGUCAGUGGGCGUCCUCCUCCUCCUCGUGGGGCUCCUCACCCUCUAGACGGAGCUGCCGGCUGCCACUGAGCAGAAGCAAGUGAAAGCUGGGACCUGCCCACCAGAUUACGCAAUGUGUUAUCGGAGAGAAACUGAUGAGUGUGCCAUGGAUUAUCACUGCGAAGAGCAGAAGAAGUGCUGUGAUUGCCAUUGUGCCAUGCACUGUGUGGAACCAGCAGAAGAGACUCCUGGGACUUGUCCAGCCAUCACUGUAGUUUGUCCCAUGGUUGAUCCUCCUAACCGCUGUGAAAAGGACAGCAAGUGUCCAGAAAACCAGAAGUGCUGUGACACCGGCUGUGGGAAAGAUUGUGUUUGGCCUCAGAAUGGUCCCCAUCUCUUCUAA